Pelmatolapia mariae (spotted tilapia) is the source of this 1200-nucleotide messenger RNA. Its product is annotated as LIM/homeobox protein Lhx1-like. NCBI's taxonomy places the organism in Eukaryota, Metazoa, Chordata, Actinopteri, Cichliformes, Cichlidae. Gene Ontology annotation, cellular component: nucleus. The record is from RefSeq and is a predicted model, not a curated record. Bases 1 to 1200 code for a protein of 399 amino acids. Gene Ontology annotation, molecular function: RNA polymerase II transcription regulatory region sequence-specific DNA binding; DNA-binding transcription factor activity, RNA polymerase II-specific; zinc ion binding. Gene Ontology annotation, biological process: neuron differentiation; regulation of transcription by RNA polymerase II. The transcript has 5 exons.
AUGCUUCAGUGUGCCAGCUGUGAAAAACCUAUUCUCGAUAGGUUCUUGCUCAAAGUUUUGGACAGACCGUGGCACAUCAAAUGCGUCCAGUGCUGCGACUGCAAAUGUAGUUUGACAGAGAAGUGUUUUUCUCGAGAAGGGAAACUGUAUUGCAAGAAUGAUUUCUUUAGGAAAUUUGGAACCAAGUGCGCUGGAUGCGCGCAGGGGAUUUUACCCAGUGAUCUAGUCCGCAGAGCCAAGAGCAAAGUGUUUCACCUGAACUGUUUCACCUGUGUGAUGUGUAACAAACAGCUGUCCACCGGAGAGGAACUGUAUAUUCUGGACGAAUUCAAGUUCGUUUGCAAAGAGGACUAUGAAAACAACUCUGGGAAAGACACAAUCCUCCUUUCAGUGACAACGUGCAGCGACCCAAGUCUGUCUCCGGACUCUCAGGACCCGCAGGACGAUGGGAAGGAGUCAGAAAACGGGCAUUUAUCGGAUAAAGACACGUGCAGCAACGAGAACGACGAGCAGAGCGCCGUCGGAAAACGACGCGGGCCUCGGACCACUAUAAAAGCCAAGCAGCUGGAGACCCUGAAAGCGGCUUUCGCGGCCACACCGAAGCCCACCAGGCACAUCAGAGAGCAGCUGUCACGGGAGACGGGUCUCAACAUGAGAGUCAUCCAGGUUUGGUUCCAAAAUCGGAGGUCUAAAGAGAGACGUAUGAAACAGCUGAGCGCUCUAAGCGCUCGGAGACACGUGUUUUUCCGCAACCCGAGAAGAAUGAGAGGCCUGGGAGAGAGAGUGGAACCAGGAGAGCUUGGACACUUUUCUUAUUAUGGAGAAUAUCCUGGUGAAUACUAUGGCUCAGGAGGGAAUUAUGAGUACUUUCAAGGCCCACCAUUAUCGCAAGCACAGACUCCAGCAGACCUGGGCUUUGUGCCCUCCACAGUCCCGGCUGGCACCCCGCUAGGAGCCAUGGACCACCAUCAUCCUGGGCACCACUGUCCCGGAGAGGUUCAGUGUUUCUCUGAUACAUUAUCUCAUCAUCCUGUGGACUCACCCAGUCCGGAGCCCAAUGGACCAAGUUCAAUUCACAGCAUCUCCAGUGAAAUGUGUGGCCCCAGCACGCCCUUCACCACUGUUUCUCUCAGUGACAACGGAUACACCAACCAGCUGUCACAGCCCUCUUCAGAAAUGAGUGAAGGCACUGUUUGGUAA